Molecule: messenger RNA, 2688 nt
Organism: Plodia interpunctella (Indianmeal moth)
Lineage: Eukaryota; Metazoa; Arthropoda; Insecta; Lepidoptera; Pyralidae
Exons: 5
Coding region: 157-2649 (830 amino acids)
Molecular function (GO): peptidase inhibitor activity
Source: RefSeq, a predicted model, not a curated record
UGAAAAUUUAAUUGAUUUUUUUACGGGCGCCCUAAUAAAUAACGGCGGUAAUAAAAGGCAAACUUAAAAAAUGACGGGAUUUUAUUAACAUGCACACAUUUCACGCGUGAAAUUAAUUUUAACGAUCAAUUGAUUUACAUUUUAUUCAGUGAGACAAUGCCGGCGAAAACGGUAUUACUAGCAUUCAUCUCACAAUUACUUCUAUCUUCAUCUUCCAAUCGUACGUGCGUGCCAUAUUCACAAUACCUCGAGAAUGGGAAGCUGUGUGUGUGCGACAACAACGGACAGCUUAACGAGACGAACUGCCACGUGAUUGGUCGGCGUCGACACAUGUGUCCGUCCGGACAGAUCAUCUGGCAGGGCUGCAACCAGUGCAUCUGUCAGGAGAGUGGCCAACUCGCGUGCUCCAUGCGCGUCUGCCCGGACGAGACUAACAAGAGAGCCCCCAGUCCCGUGAAACAAACGAUCACGCCAGCUGUCCCCAACACAAGCUGGUGCGUCCCUUACAGAUCUUACUACGUCAACUGCAGCGUUUGCGUCUGCCCCCCUUCCGCACAAAUCUCCGAAGCGAAGUGCGUCAGAGACAAAUUCUGCACAAUAGAAGAGUCAGCAUCUUUGAAGAAACUCGUGUCAGGAAACAACGUCUGUAUACCAAACGUCAUGUACUUAUUCCCCUGUUUGCAAUGCUUAUGCUCCGACGGUGGCAUAUUCUCGUUGGACAAAUGCGUAGCCACCUGCCACAGCAACCAGAAGUCAAAACAGAAAUGCACGCCCAGAAUCUUCUUCAAAAAAGACUGCAAUGUCUGUUGGUGUCCCGACGAAGGCUUUCUUGACGAGAAAUUCUGCACCAACGCAGUCUGUAAUAAUACUUCGAAGUUAAAAAUGCUCAGGGUCGAGAGAAGGAACACGAAUAAAUGUGUACCAAAUAGUUUCACGAAACCGAAAUGUUUUUAUUGCAUUUGUACUUCUGAUGGGAAGAUUAACGAGAAAGCAUGUCUCCAAUUAGACUGCUUGAAAAAGUUUGAAGAGUUGAAAGAUGAAUGCACUCCAGGGGAGAUGGUCUCAGUCUGCAUACAAUGCCUAUGCUUGCGCAACGGACAGACGUACUCGGAAUACUGCUCUAAAUCCUGUACAUCGCAAAGCCGACUCGAAAUUUUUAUCAGAGUUUUAAAUGAAAGUAUCACAAACGACCAACUCUUAGACCGGAACAUUAUUAGAAGUAACAUUGUCAAUAACUUCUGUCAACCCUACUCCGUUUACAAAAAGGAUAACAAAUAUUGUAUUUGUCCCGAAAACGGAUACAUUGACAUGAAAGCUUGCGCAAUAGCCGUUGAGUAUCCUUUUGAUAAUAUUAAUAGUACGCAUAAGUUGGUAACUACAGAGAAGAGUAAAGAACAUGCGUCUGAUUUAAAGAAAUGUGACCCACAUACUUUUGUUCAAAUUGAUUGCAACACGUGUUACUGCUCAAAGAACGGCACGAUAGACCCCCAAUGGUGUACGUACGAUGAUUGCGAAUCUAAAAGAAUAAUAGCAAAAGGUCGAAAAUCUGUUAUCGCUAUGUCGAACUCUGAACUGAGCAACACUUGCACGCCAGGAUCAGUGCUGAAGGAGGGCUGUAAUUUCUGCAUAUGUCCAAACAACGGAAGCUAUUUCGGAAGAACAUGUACAAAAAAUACAUGCGAUGCAACCGGCGGAGUAAACGAGGUGAAAGAUGAGAUAAUAACAUGUGACCCCUUGACGUAUUUUGUCGUGGACUGCAACACUUGCUUGUGCCCGGAAGACGGCAUCAAGAAUGUGGGAAGAUGUUCAAAGAAUAUAUGUGAGAAAUCAUUUUUGAGGUCGAGUGCAUGCGAGCCGGGGCAUUUGUUCAGUGAGGACUGUAACGUGUGCGUGUGUCCUCCGAAUGGUGACAGGAAUGAUAGGGUCUGCACAAACCACACUUGCUCGGAAGCCGAUGCGCCUUGGAAGAGGAUAUUUAAGAUUUCGCAGAACUUGCUUUCGAACCAGCCAAGCGACGGAAUCCGGCAGCUGGACGUGUGUUUCCCCGGCGAGGAGUUUACCAUCGGCUGCAAGCUCUGUAUAUGCCCUGAUAUUGGACUGAAAGCCUACGCCACGUGCACACAUAUGCAAUGCGAAGAAGAACAUUCUCCGAAUCUAACUUCGAGUCAAACCCAACAGAAUCUGAGGCGAGCGAAAGAAGAACACUGCGUGGAACAGACUGUGAACGGGCCUGGAGAGAUGUACUGGAAGUGUACCGCUGGCUCCAUGUACAUCAUGAGGUGUAAGGAGUGCAUCUGCCCGAUGUCUGGAGAUCUGAUGGCAUUCUGUCGUCCUAUGAGAGGCUAUUGCGAGCAGAAAUUCCCUAAUGUCAACUAUCCAGCCUUACUGGGGAGAAGAAACGACGGAGGCAAAGGUAUCGUAGAUGUCACCGGCUCCGACAUCCCGGACCUGGCCACCCCCCUGGACCACAACCACACAGCCCACAAGUGCUACAAACCAGGGAAGAUCAUGGACGAGUGCUUCAUCUGCGAGUGUGACGACGGUGAGAUGGUAGUCAUUGAGGAGCACUGCUACAAGAGUGCCGCGGAUAAAUGCAGGGACGCGCAGCCGGACUUCUUGAAGGAUAUCGAUUGGAAUAAUCAUAAUUAGCACAAUUUAUUUGUUUUAUUUCUUUGCUGAUGCCAAAGA